Lathyrus sativus (Indian pea) is the source of this 1824-nucleotide messenger RNA. The record is from the annotation of a GenBank genome assembly. Lineage: Eukaryota; Viridiplantae; Streptophyta; Magnoliopsida; Fabales; Fabaceae.
AUGGCGACGAAAGGGAACCCGGGAGAUAAUAGAAAUAACAAAGGUCCAAUGUCGAUUUUCAUUGUAUUUGCUUUGUGUGGUUUCUUCUAUAUAUUAGGUUUGUGGCAAAGGAGUGGUUUUGGAAAAGGAGACAGCAUUGCUGUUGAGAUUACUAAACAUACAGAUUGUAGUGUUCUUUCUGAUCUAAACUACGAGACUCACCAUGAUGGUGAGGCUGGAACGGAUGAUGAUCCAAACGAACAAGUCAAGGAGUUCAAGCCUUGCGAUGAUCGCUUCAUUGAUUACACGCCUUGCCAUGAUCAAGCAAGGGCGAUGACGUUUCCGCGAGAGAAUAUGAAUUAUAGAGAACGGCACUGUCCUCCUGAGGAAGAGAAAUUGCAUUGUCUCAUAGCUGCUCCUAGAGGGUAUGCAACGCCGUUUCCUUGGCCUAAGAGUCGCGAUUACGUCCCGUAUGCAAACGCGCCUUACAAGAGCCUCACAGUUGAGAAGGCUGUGCAGAAUUGGAUACAGUAUGAAGGGAAUGUUUUCAGGUUUCCUGGUGGGGGAACUCAAUUUCCUCAGGGUGCUGAUGCUUACAUUAAUCAACUUGCAGCUGUUAUUCCAUUGGAUAAUGGGAUGGUUAGAACUGCAUUAGAUACUGGGUGCGGGGUUGCUAGUUGGGGUGCUUACUUGUUUAAGAAAAAUGUUAUUGCAAUGUCAAUUGCACCAAGGGACUCUCAUGAAGCGCAAGUUCAAUUUGCUCUGGAAAGAGGUGUUCCGGCAAUCAUUGGUGUUCUUGGAACAAUAAUGCUUCCUUUUCCUUCCGGAUCUUUUGACAUGGCACAUUGUUCUCGCUGCUUGAUUCAAUGGGGUGCAAAUGGUGGAUUGUAUAUGAAGGAAGUUGACCGAGUUCUUAGACCUGGUGGUUACUGGAUACUUUCUGGUCCUCCGAUCAACUGGAAGAACAACUUCCAAGCAUGGCAACGCCCUGAGGAUGAGCUUAAGGAGGAACAAAGGCAGAUUGAGGACACUGCUAAACUUCUUUGCUGGGAAAAGAAACAUGAGAAAGGUGAAAUUGCAAUCUGGAGAAAAGCAUUAAGCAAUGAUGAAUGCGGUGAGCAAGAAACUCAGCCUACAAUUUGUGAAUCCGCGAAUUCUGAUGAUGUCUGGUACAAGAAGAUGGAAAAUUGUGUAACUCCUGCUAAACCUAGUGGUUCAUGGAAGCCAUUCCCAGAGAGAAUAAAUGCUGUUCCUUCGAGAAUCACCAGUGGAUCUGUUCCUGGUGUAUCUGCAGAGUUAUUUGAGGAGGACAACCGAUUAUGGAAGAAACAUGUGAAUGCUUACAGGCGUGUCAACAAAAUCAUCGACUCGGGGAGGUAUCGCAAUGUGAUGGACAUGAAUGCUGGUUUUGGAGGUUUUGCUGCAGCCAUAGACUCUCCCAAAUUAUGGGUUAUGAAUGUCGUGCCUACAAUUUCUGAGAAAGGCAGCCUUGGUGUUAUAUUCGAGCGAGGAUUGAUUGGCAUUUAUCAUGAUUGGUGUGAAGCCUUUUCCACAUACCCAAGAACCUAUGACCUUAUCCACGCAAAUGGUGUUUUCACCUUAUACAAAAAUGCGUGUAAUGCAGAAGAUAUUCUAUUGGAGAUGGACCGCAUCUUACGGCCCGAAGGAGCGGUUAUAUUCCGAGAUCAGGUGGGAGUGCUGAAGCAAGUUAAAAGAAUUGCAAAAGGAAUGAGAUGGAAUACCAAAAUGGUGGAUCAUGAAGACGGUCCACUGAUUUCAGAGAAGGUCUUGUAUGCCGUCAAGCGAUAUUGGGUUGCCGGUGACAACACCACAAGCUCAGGGUAG